Drosophila eugracilis is the source of this 391-nucleotide messenger RNA. RefSeq lists its product as uncharacterized. The coding region runs from base 14 to 223 and encodes 69 amino acids. The transcript is spliced from 2 exons. The record is from RefSeq and is a predicted model, not a curated record. Lineage: Eukaryota; Metazoa; Arthropoda; Insecta; Diptera; Drosophilidae.
UGCAGCGGUAUAGAUGAUAAGUGAUUCUCGUUUAGUGUCCAAGGAGGAGCAGGCCCAUAACAAUCUGAUGAUGGUAAUAGCCACCUUGACAUGGCUGAUGCUGAGCUGUUUAACUCUCUUGAUUUACUGCUGCAAUUACUGGCAAAUUUUGAGACCACAUUCCCACAGAAACAGAGAAGAGUCCGAACGGCAGGAGAGCGUUCUGCUAACAGUGCAUGAUUAGCCGGGGAAAUGCAUGGAAAAUUCAUAUCAAAGCAGCCGGAGGAGAUGAAGGACGAAGGCCAACAGCUGUCGGCGAUCAUCCUUGGGCCUUGACACUGGCCAUAUGCCUCUGUGCAGCAGCUUUCAUUUCCAUUUUCCAUUUCCCAUUUCCCAUUUCCGUUUCCGCUAA